Messenger RNA from Metarhizium acridum CQMa 102, 603 nucleotides. RefSeq lists its product as uncharacterized. The record is from RefSeq and is a predicted model, not a curated record. NCBI's taxonomy places the organism in Eukaryota, Fungi, Ascomycota, Sordariomycetes, Hypocreales, Clavicipitaceae.
AUGCUUCGAAAAGCCUCCAUUCCCAUUUUCACACGCGAGGACUGCGUCAAGUUGGAUCCAGAGUCGGGCGGUAGAGACUCGGUACUAGUAGUGUGCGCCGGCGGCGCCGGCCAGAAUGUAUGCAAGUACGACAGCGGCGGCUCUCUUGUCGACCAGGAAACGGGACAAGUCAUCGGUCUCGCGUCCCUUAUUAUUCCACAAGCGGGUUAUCAACUAGGGGACAUGAUGCUGUGCAACGAAGCUCCUACCCUGUUUACCAGAGUCGGCAGCCAUGUUCGUUUUAUUCUCGAAAACCUCGGGGCCUCGAAGCAGCCUUCCAAGCAGCGAGAACAGUCAGAGGCAGACAAACAGCUUCAGACUCAUUGUGGCCGCUCCGGUAACGAGAAGACGUGCAUGCGCGCCGCGUUUCGCUGUACCGGCCAAGUGGAAAAGGACGCACCUAUCCGGCAAUUCCUUGAAUUCGUUGACAGAAUGCAGGUCUGUGCAGACCAAGAUAAUGACACGGAUAAGUGCAUAGCCAAGGCCAAGGAGUGCAAGGAAAAGGACAAGUUGCCUCUAGGGGAUGUGGCCAAGCUUGCUCAGUGUGCAAAGAAAGAUUUGUAG